Messenger RNA from Lepisosteus oculatus (spotted gar), 2411 nucleotides. It is a transcript of the gene spsb1, whose product is annotated as splA/ryanodine receptor domain and SOCS box containing 1. Gene Ontology annotation, cellular component: SCF ubiquitin ligase complex. Gene Ontology annotation, molecular function: protein binding. Lineage: Eukaryota; Metazoa; Chordata; Actinopteri; Semionotiformes; Lepisosteidae. The record is from RefSeq and is a predicted model, not a curated record. Gene Ontology annotation, biological process: proteasome-mediated ubiquitin-dependent protein catabolic process.
GGACUAACCCAAAAAAAACCCGAACAUGGGGCAGAAGGUUCCCGGCGGGAUCAAGACGGUGGACAUGAGGGACCCGGCGUUUCGGCCGCUGAAGCUGGAGCUGCAGGCGCUGGACUACGCCAAGCCGGCCCGGCUGGACAUGCUGCUGGACAUGCCGCAGGCGCUGCCCGACGUGCAGGUGCAGCACUCCUGGAACAACGACGACCGCUCCCUCAACAUCUUCGUCAAGGAGGACAACAAGCUGGUGUUCCACCGGCACCCCGUGGCCCAGAGCACCGACGCCAUCCGGGGGAAAGUGGGCUACACCCGCGGGCUCCACGUGUGGGAGAUCAGCUGGGCCAUGCGGCAGCGGGGCACCCACGCGGUGGUCGGCGUGGCGACGGGCGACGCCCCCCUGCACUCCGUGGGCUACAUGGCCCUCGUGGGGAAUAACGGCGAGUCCUGGGGCUGGGACCUCGGGAGGAAUAAACUCUACCACGACGGCAAGAACCAGCCUAGUAAAACAUACCCAGCUUUCCUGGAGCCUGACGAGACCUUUAUUGUGCCCGAUUCCUUCCUGGUGGUCUUGGACAUGGACGAGGGCACCCUGAGCUUCAUUGUGGACGGGCAGUACUUGGGAGUUGCUUUUAGGGGACUGAAGGGCAAGAAACUGUAUCCUGUAGUAAGCGCAGUCUGGGGACACUGUGAAAUUAAAAUCCGAUACCUAAACGGGCUUGAUCCGGAGCCGAUGCCGCUCAUGGACCUGUGCCGGCGAUCCGUCCGGGUGGCCUUGGGGAAGGAGCGUCUGAGCGAGAUCCAUGGGCUCCCGCUCCCGGCUGCCCUGAAGAACUACCUGCUCUACCAAUGACGGCCGGUGCGCCGCGGCGGCCCCCCGCUGUCCUCCGGGGGUCCUCCACUCAUCGCCACGCCCCCGCCGUGCUCACAGGGGUCUCCACCUGGCCUUUUAAUGUUGGUGUUUUUUUAUUCCUCGGUCUCGGACUUGGUCUCGUUCUUAUACUGGAAGUGUUCAAGGCCUCUGUUCCCGGAUGUGGACCCCUCUAUAUAUAGAACGUUCCGAUGGCUUUGGUAAUAUUCCCGUCGUGCUCCCGAGAAGCGCGGAGGAUUGGCUCCCUGGAUGUCUCUCCUCCUCCUGCCUUUUUAAAAUGCGAAAUUUUAUAAGUUUUUCCUUGACUUCUGGGCUCUGGAGACAGUUGUUGGAUUUCUUGAUGGAUGUGUUGAUCACUGUUAGUUUGUGGUUAAUCUCUCUCGAUUGCCAUGAGUUUGUGACUUGUGUACUAAGCACUGUUUUUAGCCAAUUUUAUUGCAUUCUGAAUGGGUUAACGGGUCUCAACUAACUACAAGAUGUCAUUUUAUUAUGCUUUUGACUUUUAACUAUGCAGGAUAUUCAUAUUUUUUAAAUGUAUAAGUGUAGGUUUAUGUAAUUGCUCGUUACCAAUUUUGAAAGUGUCAUGCAGUGUUCUUUUUUUUCUGGGGGAUAUCAGAUAAAGCUUCAUUUAACAGACCUCUCACGGUUGGCUAGUUAGACCAGCCAGGACAAAUCUUUGAUUGCUGUGGUUCAGAUGUCUAUGCUGUUCUACACAGGAAGCAGCGGAGUUUCUGUUCCAGAAAACUAAUUUGGUCACCCACAGAGCAAUUGCAUGGACCUUUAUAAGGACCACACUGUGAGAACUGUAGCCAAGUGACCACAAACAAACCCCAUUAUUCAGUGCAGACAAAGCAUUCUCUGCAAUAUUUUAAGUGCCUCUUAUGCUUGUGUAGACAUGUUUGUAAAAAAAUCCAGUUUUAUCAAAUACCUACCAUGAUUUACACAUAUUGCAUAUCCAUCAGGAAAUCUUGCUUUCUGUUUUUUUUUACCUCCCCCAAUUGUUACUUGUGCUAAAUUUCAGGUCAGGUGCCCAGGAGGUAGGAUCUUCCUCGUUUGUGCCUGUAUUUGUUGUGGAGGACUGGGUCUGGGUUGAUGGACUCUGGGCAGGGGAGAGGGAGGAAAAUGGGUGGUAGGAACGUAUUUUAAACUGUACAGGUGGUGUAUCUGCUGUAGGGUGCCUUGUUCACCGUUUCAUCUUAUUCUCUGUUCAAGAUUAAACGAUUAGUAUUUUUAAGUGGCGUGCAAGAACAUUUUAUGAAUCACUCUGUGCAGACCUUUUUAAAUGAUGGCUUUCCAGGGGAACAAGAGACAACCAGUGCUUUAAUCACAUGUUCAUUUUUUUCUUUUGAUUUUUUUUUUAAAGAAGUGCAACUUGUCCUUAUUUGGCAUUUAUUUUGCUAAGCAUGUGCACAGUGCUGCUUAACCCCCCAACCUUGUUCAGUUUAGUACCCCUUUUCUUUUUAGGCCUGCACAGUCUAAACUUUCCUUUGUAUUCAAUGCUGUAGAUAAUGUUCGUAACUACCUAAUAAAGUUUAUUAUAAAUUAA